GUUUACGUCAUCAACGUCAGCCAAGAAGCAUGGGAAAGCCCUCGGUCUGAACAUUUUUGACCUUCCCUAGUUAUUAAGUUCAAUCUGUUUUGGACUGUUCAGGAUGUCGGUCCAUGCGAAAUGGAUCAUUGGCAGAGUAAUAGGGACCAAGAUGCAAAAAACAGCUAAAGUAAGAGUCACGAGGCUGGUCCUGGACCCCUACCUGCUCAAGUACUACAACAAGAGGAAAACCUACUUUGUCCAUGAUGCUUUGCAACAAUGCACUGUUGGGGAUAUAGUCCUUCUCAAGGCUCUACUGGAGGCCAGGUCCAAACACGUGAAGCAUGAACUGGUAGAAAUUGUGCAUAAGGUUGGUCAGGUGGUUGACCCCCUGACGGGAAAGAGGGUUGCAGGAACUGAGUUUGUGGAGCAGCUGACUGACCUACCGCUGAACCUGGAGGAAGACGCUACAUUGCUAGAGAAAAUACAAGAGCUAAACAUUUCUGCUGUGCCAAGUGGUGCUGAUACACCACCAGCACAAACUUCAUCUACUUCAUCAACUUCAUGAUGGAAAACAAUAUUUUUGUAUAUUGAGUAAUGUUGGCUGAAAAGUUUCUUUGCAGUUAUGUCUUUACUGUUGCUCCAUGUGUUUGUAUAAAUAUGAUUAUAGAGAGCAACUGAUUAUUAUACGGUUUUAUUUGAACAACCAUAAACAAUAUGUGAUCUCGUUGUUUUGAUGCAAAGGCAUAUUUCUAAAGUAUUAACAUUAAAGAGUAAAUUAGAAACAUGCAUCUGUGUGCCUGUUUACUUUUGACCCAAGAUUUGAUUGAAAAAAAUAAAAAUUGUAACAUUAAAAACUACUCAUAAACAAGUAUGUUCAUACAAAUGAAUUUUCAAAAACAAAUCUGUGUUUCGCAUUGCUCUGCUGAAUAUGUUAAGUAGUUUGCUAUAACUAAAACUAAACUUUAAACUUGAAAUGAUUUUUGUAUUUUUUUUUUUUUACUUUGCUUUUAUUGUUUGUUAAACAUUGAGUAGAACAAGGGCCGUUUUUGGGCAGUCUUCAAUUUUGACGCCAAGUAACUUAAAUCAAGAAGUGAUAUGUUGCUUUUAAAGAAAAAUAAUAUAAACUGUGUAGCCCCUCUAAAAUCAGUGGUGUUGUUUUAAGACUAAAUUGAAUAAUAAAUUAAGAUGUCAGCUCCUCA
Messenger RNA from Cheilinus undulatus (humphead wrasse), 1181 nucleotides. RefSeq names its product mitochondrial ribosomal protein S17 (gene mrps17). The transcript is spliced from 3 exons. Gene Ontology annotation, cellular component: mitochondrial small ribosomal subunit; ribosome. The coding region runs from base 104 to 547 and encodes 147 amino acids. Gene Ontology annotation, biological process: mitochondrial translation. Lineage: Eukaryota; Metazoa; Chordata; Actinopteri; Labriformes; Labridae. Gene Ontology annotation, molecular function: structural constituent of ribosome. The record is from RefSeq and is a predicted model, not a curated record.